Plasmodium fragile is the source of this 4167-nucleotide messenger RNA. RefSeq lists its product as uncharacterized. Lineage: Eukaryota; Apicomplexa; Aconoidasida; Haemosporida; Plasmodiidae. Gene Ontology annotation, molecular function: protein binding. The transcript is spliced from 16 exons. The record is from RefSeq and is a predicted model, not a curated record. The coding region runs from base 1 to 4167 and encodes 1388 amino acids.
AUGCCACAUACACAUACGCAUUUCUAUGGAAACUGCUACGAGUCCAACCUCAUUGGAAAGAAUAAUUAUCGCCAGAUUAACUUCCGCAGCAACAACAUCGAGAUAUGCGAAGAAACGGCCAUCAACGACAUCAUCCAAAGUUGUGUAAAGGUGGACGUUCUCGCAAGAAGUAAUAACUCUGAAGGGGAGCCGAAGGACAAGAAAGAUAGUGGUAGCGGUGACGACAAGGGUGAUGAUAACAAAAGCCGAAACAACGGCGACAAUAACGACAGUGACGAUGGCCCCAGUAACAGCUUUGUGCUCGUCGGGUCGGACCGCAUCAAGGCCUUUCCCUUUCUGCACGACCAGUUAAUCAUCACGAGAAAAAUCGUCGUGUCGUACAAGUGCGGAGAGCGAGGGACGGAAGACCCCGCAAAUCAGAAUGAAACAGAUCAAACGGGUGAGCCGGGGGGUCCUGGCGAAAACGGUGAUAAGAACGACAAAAAAAAAAAAAAAAAAAUUGCAGACAACGAUGAAAAGAAAAAAAAGAAAAAGGAAAAAACAAAAAGUAACUCACGAAAAGACGAGAAACAAUCGGACUACACUCUCCAAGAGGAUAUUGACAUAAGUUUUCACAUCACGCUGAAUAUAAAUUCCCUGGUGGGCUACUACUGCGGCAGGUCCUCGUACAACAUAAUGAACGUGAAGGUUAACUUGGAGAAUCACUACUGCGAGAUGGUUGAUGGGGUGUACAACAUCCCCAAAGCGAUCGAUCACAAAAUGGCAAAGAAGAAUUCGCACACAUUUCAAUUGAAGUUUUUGGACUGUUCCCUGAACGAUGGGGCUCUCGUAGAAGAUGAGCAAGACAAAUACAAAAUUGUGUGGAAAACAAACGACCUGUACAAGUACAGAAAUAUACAGGAAAUUGAAUAUAUUUACAACUUUCUGUUUUACGAAUCGUUUAACGUGAAUGCAUAUGUGCUCUGCAUCAACGAGGGGAAGAAGCAAAGGGAAAACGCCACCCCCAGCGUGAUGGACGCUCUAUGCGGAAGAUUCGAAGUCAACAUUUCGGAUGUGAUACAAAACACAGUUAUCAACGCCAAGUACCAACUGCACUCCAUGAAUUCACCAAAGGGAGAAGCGAAAAGUGGCCAGCAAAAUGAGGCCAACGAAGAGUCGUUCGUCUACGGAGGGGCUUACGUCCUACUGACCAUUCAGUUUUACAAGCCCUUUUUCAAGAGAGAAAAAGUGGAAUUCCCCCUGCGGAUGUUUAACUUGAAGGGAGGUACCGUAACGAGCGAUAAGAAGGACAGCGACAGUGUCGAGAAUGUGUUUAACAGGUCCAUCCUGGAGGGCAUCCAGUACGUCAACCUCGAAAUCGACAAGCUGAAAGAGGAAGAUCAAAUAAAGAUUUACAGAAAGUCUAAGGAGUACGUGUCCUUCCUGGACAGCUUGAAGGAGACGCCAACGUACCUCAACCUGUACAACAACAUCAGGGACGUCAUGAUCAAACUGGCGUACGAAAUUGUGCAGAAGAAGGUGUAUAAAAAUUUUAACCUCCAUGAUGACGUGACGUGUGAAGAGGAGGACGGUCAAGAAAAGAAGCAACAGACAAAGCCAACCGACGAAACAAACAUGAUGGAAAAAUCGCUCUGCGAAAAAAAAGCCAUAUCAGAGGAAAACGAAAACUGCAUCCUGGCGCAUCUCUUCAACCUCGUGCAAGAAUCCUCCAACGUGAUCAUCAACGGCUACUUCGAGAAGGAAAACCACCUGAACAUAAAUACACUACACGAAAUAAAAACAAACAACAACAUCACAAAUGUACAUAAUUACCUAUUACAUGUGGUACAGGAAAGCGAAUUUUUAUUGAAGCAUAGAAAGACUGUUUAUUUCUGUGAAGCUUUGUUGGUUUUUAUCUUUAAGAAAAUAACUCUUUGCGGAGACAGUACCAAGGAGAAACACUUGUCUGAGUUGCAAACACAAGAUUGUAAUCAUGUGAUUAAUAUGCUGUUACACUAUUCCGAAUAUGACGAGGAGAACGAUGAUCCACACAGAGAAAAUUAUAUGUACGAAAAAAAAAAAAAUAAAAAUAAAAAAAAUCAGGAAGACAUGUUAACAUGGGUGAUACGCGCCAUGCAGGAAAAAAACGCAAAUUCGUAUUUGUUCCAUUAUAUGGACCACUUUGGUGAAGUGAUGCUAAACGGAAGGGGAGAAAAUGGAACGGCCGAGGUACCACCUGUGGAUGGAACAUUUGUAGAAGACGCUGAGCAGGAAAAUAUAAUAUCCAUUAUAAACUUACCACAAAAUGAAGAAAUUAAAAAAAUAUUUGUUGAUGUCCUGUACACAUAUGCCAAAACCUUGCUCAUAAUAAUUAGCCACCCUGGUGGCCAAGCCCACAAGAAACAACAGCGUGUGUGCUACGAGCAGUACUGCAUGGACAGGAGAGAAGGGGCAAAGGACAACCUUUCAGGGGAGCAGGAGGACAACGGGGUCGAUGUCCCAAAGGAUGAGGUCUACGAAAACUUCGAGUGCCACAACAAUUUCAACUCAUACGACAAGUACCUGAAUGGAGAAAAUGCAGACGCAUGCAUUUCGUGCCUCUCAGCCUACGUGGAAUUCACCAAUUUUGAAAACACUGAAAGCAUUUUCACCUUAGCCCUGGUGUACCUAAACGCACACAAGUAUACCGAGGCCGAGAAGUUAGUUAGUUAUUUGAUAGAAGUCCUGAAGAGGAAAAAAUACCAAGGGAGAACAAACGGAGGACCACCUGCUGCUUUCUCUACUGCUGCGCUGUCUGCUCCUGCUGCCUCCCCCCCUGGGGAACCACCAGAGGAAGAACCCCCAAUGGACAUGAAAAUGUUGCACCUGUACAGCUCAUUUAGCCAAACCCACGUAGACAUAACUGUGGAAAUUUGCGUGUACAUAAAAGCCUUGUGCUUCUUCUUCCAACGGAACUACGUGCACUACUACAUUAACAUGAGCAUCCUGAUGAGCGCCAACGAAAAUGAGCUGCGGCUGCAGGUUGAGAGGAGUGCGUCUGCGUUGGGGGGUUAUACGGGGGAAAACGACCCCAGCGCGCAAAAGGUAAAAUGCCAAGAGAGUGACAAGAGAGAUAAGACGGGAGCCCCCGGCAAUAGCGGCAGUGUCGACAAUGUCGAGGGUAUCUCAGAUGAUGCGAAUGAUGAGGCGGGACGAGACCAAGAUCAACAUAAGAAAAAAAAAAAAAACAAAAAAAGUACGAAAGGAGGAGAAGACGAACUCCAAGGAAGCCCGGAAGAUAACGCAAAUGACUUGAAUGACCAACCUAACACAGACAAGGAGGAGCCAGAACAGAAAACGCACCAGGAAGGUGCAAAAAGGAAAGGGAGAAGGAGUAGUCUAAAGGAGGAACAACCAACCCUAGGGGGACAUGAAACCAUGGUGAAUUGUCCAGAGACGAACUUGUACAAGCACAUCCCAGCAAAGGACAUGUUCAUGUUAUUGUUUCUGAUUCACUGCACAAAAUUGAAUGUACUAAAUGUCGUAAUGUUUAUUCACGAGAAUCGGCACAAGUUUCUAACGCAGUCAUCCUUGGACACUCCUCUGUAUAAACAGCUCAUCAUCCGCGCGUUCUUUGCAGUGGGAGAAUUCGCCAAAUGCAUGGAACUGAUAGACGAGACGAGCGAGCACCUGCGUAACCUGGACGUCCUGUACAUUUAUGCGCAAAGCUCAUAUAAGCUUGGCGACUACCCCAAGUGUGUGAGCCUACUGAAGCGAUAUUUGCCCCUGUGUAAAUUGAGCAAUAUCCGCGUAAAGAUGCACCUGCAGUUGAGUAAAAUUUACCUUUCGCUGGGCCAAUUUGAUGACAGUAAAACUGAGAUUAAGAAUUCACAACAAGUUUGUAAAACGAGCUAUUCGUAUCUGUACUUGGCUUGUUACUACUUAAAAAGAAGAAAAUAUUUGCAGGCGUACAGGCUCUUAUACAAGUCCAACGAAAUGAACCUCUUCAACCAUAAAUUGUGGGCUUAUCUAUGCAUGGCAUUUGUACACCUAGGCAUGCGGGACCAAGCUGAUAAAUGUUUAGGCAACUUUAUAAAAAUGAAAAAGUACGACAGGGCGAUUAUUUCCGAAAUGGUGGACGCAUACAAAGAGGUUGGAUACGAGGACGGAGGGCAAGUGUUGUCAACUCUCCAUGCAGGGGGAAGUUGA